GGCCGGGGGCCGGCUCCGGCGGCGGUCGCGGUCGGCGGUCUCCGACCUCUGGGGGGCCGGCCGGCCGGCCGACGGUCGCCGGAAUUGGCCGAGCGCGUCAGCCGGGGAGCCCGGCUCGGGGAGAUCAGGUCGCCGCCGGCCGCCUCCCGCACUGCCAGUCGGUCACAAGGCGCUGAGCCGUCCACAGCCGCGGACAGCUGUAGGCAACAAUGACGUCAUCGACUCUGCCUGCGGCGCUGGCGCUGCUGCUGCUGCUGCUGGCACAGGCACAAGGCCAGCUGUCGGCGCAGGGCCGGCUGCUCGGUCUGCGCGCUGCACCCGGGGUCCGUGGAGGGGUCAGAGACUGGGUCACCUACUUCAUGCUGCCGCAGCUGCCGCUUCAGCAAGUCAGCCAGGAUGCCACCGUGUCUGGACCGGGCCGGUACGAGCUCAGAGACGGCGUCACUGCCACCCUGGAGUCGCCCAACUACCCCGAACAGUACCCGCCCAACACCUGGGUCACGUGGCUUUUCAAAGUUAGCAAUUCCGGGACCGGUCGGCUUCAGCUGCGCUGUGACGACUUCAGCCUGUCACGUAACGACUACGUAGUGCUGCGUCCCUCCGACUCUCGACGGCUGAUCGUCGACGCCGGCAGCGUGGCGCCCGACCUGGGCGUCAGUGAGUCGAUCGUCCUGGAGCUGCGCAGCGCGCGCACCGGCACCGGGCGACUUCGGUGCUCCGUCACCGCCGCGCGCGACGGAGACGCCGCGACCGGCGGAGAGUCGCAGCCGGCGGCGGCCAGUCCUGUGACGCCGGCGACGACUCAGUCCACAACGCAGUCCACAACACAGUCCACCACAACAACCACUCAGUCUACGACCCAGUCUACGACCACUCAGUCUACCACUCAGUCUACAACCACCCAGACGCCAACUCAGUCGACAACCCAAGCGUCGACUGAGCCGGAGGGGACGACUGUCAACGCCUGGUGGCUCACCACGACGACCACCACGACGACCACCACCACCACUACUACAACCGAGAAGCCAGCACCGGCGGAGGGGACGGAUGCUGCCACAGCAGCCGCCGCUGCCGCCGCUGCCGCCGCUGCUGCUGCCGCUGCCGCUGCCGCGGGCACUACUACAGAGGCGCCGGCAGCGUCGGCCGACCUGAACUCAAUCUGCGGCCGAAACAAGUACAGCACCAGGAUUGUGGGAGGUGCUGAGGCCAAGAAGGGAGAGUUCCCCUGGAUCGUGGGAUUGGCGAGUCCAUUCAGGAGCAAAUUCAGGAAGCCUUCUUGCGGCGGCAGCAUCAUCAACCACAAGUUCAUCCUGACUGCAGCUCACUGCACGACCAGACGUGGCAAGCCGAGGCCGGCAGUCUCCACGGUGGUGCUGAUCCGGAAGCACACGACCUCGACUGACCCGGAGGAGAUCGAGUUCAAGGUCAAGCGGAUCAUUGUGCACCCAGGGUACAGCAGCAGCACGCUCAACAACGAUAUGUCACUGCUCGAACUGGAGGAGUCUCUGCAGCCGCUGUUUGACGCCGAGGACGGCCGGGUUCGCCCGAUCUGCCUGCCGGAGACGCCGUGCUCCGGCAGCCGUACCAGCUCGGCCUGUUUCCCGGACCGGACGGCCGUGCUGGCCGGGUGGGGCGUGAAGCGCGCCGGCAGCCCCGAGCGGCCGCCAGUGGUGCACUAUGUGCAUGUUCCGGUGGUGGAUAAUGAUAAGUGUGUGUCCAACUAUGAGUCUCUCGGUCUGACGGUGACCGAUCAGAUGAUCUGCGCAGGACUGGAGGCUGGCGGAAAGGAUACCUGUCAGGGUGACAGCGGCGGUCCGAUGAUGAUGAAGUCCAGGGAGGAAGUGUUCACCCUGGCCGGAGUGGUCAGCUUCGGAAAGGGCUGCGCAGAGGCCGGCUACCCGGGAGUUUACGCCCGCGUCUCAGAGUUCCAAGACUGGAUCGAAGCAAACGCCGGUAAUGUCGGCAGAGCUCUGGAAUAACAGAGCGACACCCACCCAGAUCCAGAGACCGUAUCACCUUGAAUCUUGAUAGCCGUGGCCAGCAAUCGUACUGACUGUCUAACUGUCCAGCGUAGUUUAUGGACAGCUGACCUCGCCUAUUUUCGGAUCGUAUUGGUCUCAGUAUACCAUCCAGUUCGCGUGCUCAGUUUAGCGAGCAUUGCAGCAUGCAAUGUGCUCAUGCCAUGGUGAUAGGAAACAAUGCACGAGCUCAAAGCUCCUGCCCUUAGAGUGAGCUGUGGGAUCCUCAAGGUUCACUGCUUAGCUGCCUUACGAUGUUUGCCGGUAGGGCAAUGGCAUUACGUAGUAGGAAUAGUGGCCUUAAUCCGUAAAUUAUAGCAUUUCAUGGUUCGUAUUAGUGCUGCUUUGGCAGGCGUACAGGAUGUCCGGAUCGACCGAAGCUAAGCUGGACAUUUCCAUAUUGACAUACGUCAAUGUCGAUGUGAAAUAAAAUAUACAAAACCGU
Molecule: messenger RNA, 2463 nt
Organism: Amphibalanus amphitrite
Lineage: Eukaryota; Metazoa; Arthropoda; Thecostraca; Balanomorpha; Balanidae
Product: transmembrane protease serine 9-like
Exons: 9
Coding region: 210-1979 (589 amino acids)
Biological process (GO): proteolysis
Molecular function (GO): serine-type endopeptidase activity
Source: RefSeq, a predicted model, not a curated record